Molecule: messenger RNA, 4913 nt
Organism: Siniperca chuatsi (mandarin fish)
Lineage: Eukaryota; Metazoa; Chordata; Actinopteri; Centrarchiformes; Sinipercidae
Gene: nt5c2a
Product: 5'-nucleotidase, cytosolic IIa
Exons: 17
Coding region: 443-2116 (557 amino acids)
Molecular function (GO): 5'-nucleotidase activity
Source: RefSeq, a predicted model, not a curated record
GAAGACGAAGCCUACGGUGAGUGGUGUGGUCGUGUCCGUGUUAAUGCGACUGCAGUGAAGCGGCCUCUUCCCGCGCUGGAAGAAGGUCUACUGUGCGCGUGUUAGCUAGCUGCGCUAACAGCCCAGCUGUCUGAUGUCGCGUAGCGAGAAAUGAUGCUCGUGUUAGCUGGCAGCAGACUAUCCGGUCACAUGAAUGUCACAGUUUUUGCUACAGUUUGAACGUGUCCAUUUUUGCAGCAGUUUGGUGUGACCUCGUCUUCACACAGUUGUCCCGUGCGAGGUGAGCGGAGACACGUUGCUGUCGCGGACGCAGCGCUGCUCGUGCUCGUGCUCGUGCUGUGAGGCCGCUGGGUGGACAGCUGUGGACAGCUGUGGACAGCGCAGCUGACGGAGUGUGUGCUUCCGGCUCUAACAGGCAGCAGAGACCUCUGAACGCUUCGAGAUGACGACCUCAUGGAGUGACCGUCUGCAGAACUACGGCGACCUGCCGGCCAACAUGGACGGAGUGGCCAUGAAGAAGUAUCGACGUGAAGCUCACCACAGAGUGUUUGUCAACCGUAGCUUGGCCAUGGAGAAGAUCAAGUGUUUUGGUUUUGAUAUGGAUUACACUCUGGCAGUGUAUAAGUCUCCUGAGUAUGAGUCGCUGGGCUUCGACUUGACAGUGGAGCGCCUGGUGUCCAUCGGAUAUCCACAAGAGCUGCUCAACUUUGUCUACGACCCGUCCUUCCCCACCAGAGGUCUGGUGUUUGACACAAUGUAUGGCAACCUGCUCAAAGUGGAUGCCUACGGGAACAUCCUGGUGUGUGUGCACGGAUUCAACUUCUUGAGGGGACCUGACAUCAGAGAGCUGUACCCCAACAAAUUUAUUCAACGUGGAGACACAGACCGCUUCUACAUCCUCAACACACUCUUCAACCUGCCAGAAACUUACCUCUUUGCUUGCCUGGUUGAUUUCUUCAGUAACUGCUCCAGAUAUUCAAGUUGUGAGACUGGUUUCAAAGAAGGCGACCUUUUCAUGUCCUACAAGAGCAUGUUCCAGGACGUCCGAGACGGUGUGGACUGGGUUCAUUUCAAGGGGUCCUUAAAAGAAAAAACGGUUGAAAACCUGGAGAAGUAUGUGGUAAAGGAUCCCAAGCUUCCUCUCCUCCUCAGUCGCAUGAAUGAAGUAGCCAAAGUAUUUCUGGCCACCAACAGUGAUUACAAAUACACAGAGAAAAUUAUGACCUACCUGUUUGACUUUCCUCACGGCCCUAAGCCGGGUACGCCCCACCGGCCCUGGCAGUCCUACUUUGACCUGAUCCUGGUGGACGCCCGUAAGCCCAUGUUCUUUGGAGAGGGCACGGUGCUGCGGCAGGUCGACACUACCACAGGUCGGCUGAAGAUCGGCACGUACACUGGACCUCUCCAGCAUGGUAUUGUUUACUCUGGAGGUUCUUCAGACAUGGUGUGUGACUUGCUGGGUGCUAAAGGAAAGGACAUCAUCUACAUUGGAGACCACAUUUUCGGUGACAUUCUCAAAUCCAAGAAGCGUCAGGGCUGGAGGACUUUCCUGGUGAUACCUGAGCUGGCCCAGGAGUUGCAUGUCUGGACUGACAAGAGCUCCAUAUUUGAGGAACUUCAGUCUCUGGACUGCUUCCUCGCAGAGCUUUACAAGCAUCUGGACAGCAGCAGCAAUGAGAGGCCUGACAUCAGCUCACUGCAGAGACGGAUUAAGAAAGUGACCCAUGACAUGGACAUGUGCUACGGCAUGAUGGGAAGUCUGUUUCGCAGCGGAUCCCGACAGACACUGUUUGCCUCCCAAGUGAUGCGCUACGCUGACCUGUACGCCGCCUCCUUCAUCAACCUGCUCUACUACCCCUUCAGCUAUCUGUUCAGAGCGGCACACGUCCUGAUGCCCCAUGAGUCGACGGUGGAGCACACCCACGUCAGCAUCAUCGACACGGAGUCGCCGCUGGCCACACGAAACCGCCACGACGUCGACCUCAAGGAGAUGGAGUGCAAACGGCACCAGCUGACCCGAUCCAUCAGCGAGAUCCAGCCCCCCCACUUCUUCCCUCAGGCUCCACAGGAGAUCACCCACUGCCACGACGAGGAUGAUGACGAGGAGGAGGAGUAGAUGGAGGAAGAAGAGCAGAGGGGUCUGCCGAUGAGCCUUGCUCUCACAUCCAGUACAUCCUCUUUUCAUGUUUUAGUUGAUCUUUUCUUUGAUUAAUAACUUCAGGGCUGUAACAGCUGAGUCUCUUUUUACACUGAGAAGAACAGGUACACUCUACCACUCUUGGACCUGGUCUUGUAUGUGAUAUUGACUGUACAUCCAAGUGGUCUUGCUACAUCCCUGGUAACUGUACCUGUCCACAGGUCAAAGAGAAUUCUAAAGUGAGUUUAGAUUCAUGUCUGUGUGCAGUAUAAGAUUCACAGGGAAGUGAAGAUGUGGCUACAAAGUGAAGAGAAGAACUGCCUUACUCUGGAGUGGCAGCUGUUCGUUGUUGGGUCCGUUUGGAUGGGGAUCAUUCGGGUUAUCAGGAGCCAGAGUCCAGUAUGCAUUUAUUCAUUUGUACUGUAAACAGUUCACUGCCAUGCUUCUUACUCCUGCACCAUACGUCUCAAUUGAAGUCGUGCAUAACACUGAGGUGAAGGUUAACCUAGCUUAAAGGAACAAUCCACCCUAAAACUGUUGAGGCAGCCGCAUUAGUCACAUUCUUUGCAGUUUUGGGACCAUAUUGUUUUUGAGGUGUCAUUUGUUUCCACUUCCAAAGAAUACUGGCCAAAUGUAGAGAUGGGAUAUUUGGAGGUAUUUCAGCACAGUUGGCAUUCAAGCUAGUUAUACAUUUGAGCUACAGUAAAUGGCUGGUGGUGUGAGAUGCGUGUUUCUUCACCUACAGUAGCAUCAACAGGGCAGAAUGCAGUGCAGCAUCAAGGCAAGGUGUUCGGAUCACCUGUGUUGUCAUCGACUUUACUCACUGUUGCAAAGCAACAAGCUUUCAUCCCUUCUUUUGGGUGUGAUUCUGGGAAAUGUAGGAACUAAAUAACAGCACAUCUGAGGGUGGAUUUCUACUGGAAGAAAAUUGAACUGUAGUUGGUGUAUUGAACACAGUCAUAAGACAUUUCAGUCCAGAAGCAGAGCGUUUGUAAUGCCUGCUGUGGUCAACAGGAAAUGGCUUACACCAUAUCACAUGCUAACAGCUCAUGAUAGCAGCUUAGAGAAACUUCACCUGCUUGUUUACCCAGUAAUUCCCCUCACUGUGUUGUAAAAUAGGACCAGUUCCCAUAUCCCACAGCAUCAAAAUGACUCCGGGCCCAAGGUUUUCACCCUGAGAUCCUCGCUGUUAUAUAGUCUGGCUGCAUUAUGUGUUUUUUAAAUGAUAUUACACCCUGCACAAUGUUCACAAAGGACUGUGAAACGGUUACUGCCUUGGUCAUCGCACUUUGAGUUGAUACAGUGAGUGUGAAUGAGAAUAACUGGUGAAAGUACAUUUUGAACAUGAAUGGUGAAUUGUUUUCGUCUGAAGAAUGACGGGUUAGAGGUGUGGAAGCCCAUUUCAGCCAGCAAAAAACCAAACAAAAUAAUUUUGACAUUUUGGACUAUCUCAUAAGUUUUAAUUUAAAAGUUUGACUAGUAUCUCCUAAUUUCUAUUUAUAAUUGUGGUAACACUUUUUAUGAAGACCUCAUCUAUAGUGCGUUAUGGGGGCAUUCAUGGUGAAUUCUAACGCAUUCAUAAUACUUUAUGGUGCACUACAUCACCAGUCAUAAAACAUAGAUAUGACUUAUAAUGAAUUAUAAGUUGAAGUGUCUCAUGGAUGCUUUUGUUUUGCCUACUAUCUAAAGUUGUCAUACUGUCUUAUCAUUUUGAUUUACCAUGAGUGUUAGUAUUUUUGUCAUUUGGAAGGCUUGGUGUGUGUAAUGGUCUUCUAUAGUGAACGUGCUGUUACCUGCCUGUAGUUUAAACCUGACUGGACUGUCACCAGUUGUGUGUGCUGUAAACAUGCAAGAAGUGGACAGUGCUGGGCCUGUUUCUGUAUGCACUGCCACCACAGAUACUGUCAACAUGACGAUGCAAUAGUGUAUUUUAGUAUAUUUUAGUGCUGAUACGGUUAUUUUUCUUAGAUUAUUAUCAUGUUUUUAUGUUACUGCCUUGAUUUUAAAGGACCUGUGAUUUAACAGGAGGACCUGUUUGCCAAAAAAAGUCAGAUCUGAUGAAGUGAUCACACAGUAUUGAUCCUUAGAUUAGGAUGAAAAGCUCUGAUUCGCAGUAGGCCAAUCCAGCCUUUUUUCACUGAAUGUGUGAUUCUGCCAUUUUGUGUGUUAUAGCCUCACACAAGACGUUACUGAUUAAAUUUGCUGACGCUGCCUCAUCCUGUUUGGACUGAAGAGACAUAUUUUUACUUCCCUCGCUGUGGGUCAAAGCUUGUUUAAAUGUCCUGCUGUGAGAUCAGUGCUCAACUGGACAGUGUGACCUUUUUCAGCCCUGUUGCAUCUUGGGAUAUUAUCUUAUUAUUACUUAAGUAUGGGAGCAAUAGUAAAAUGUGUUACUCUGCUGCAGUUGAAACACAACGGUUUCAGAGUGGGCCAUGUUUCAGUCUGGAUGCCCCCAAAGUAAACCGUACGAAUGAUUAAAAUGUUUCACACAUUCAUAUUCAAGUCAUUUCAGAGCUGUCGAGCAUGCCUGUUUUAAUGACGAUUGCCAUCAGCUUUGAAAGCUAUCUUAGACUUUGAUAAUCAGACAUACUCAAGUGUACAGUGAACCAAAUGAAUGUUUAUUUUUAUCAGCAAUAGUUAAUGCAUGUGUUGAAGUUGCCUUUUUUGCUGUUUUAUUUGAAAUGUUGCCUGUUUGGAAGAAUGUUGAAAAGCAACAACACUGCAUUUGACAUGGUUUGAGUCAUGACUGAUGUUUGUAAUAAAUUUUCUGAUCUGA